UUCUUUUUUAAGACCUUUGAACUUUAAACUUUGAUUGGCCAAUCUAGGCUUUUUCUUCUUGAGCCUUGACCCAUUUCUUUCUCUCUCCUCCUCAUAAUCCAUUAUUUAUUUUCCCUUUUUAUUUUCCCACUUCCAUCCUAAAAAAAAACAACAAAUCAAAAAUUCUUCGGAGUAAAAAGAAUUUUUUUUUAAAAAAAUAUAUUUAAAACAAAUGUGUAUGAUAAUAACCACUACUACACAUCUUCCGGAGAAAUGCCAACGGCUCUUCUUCUCAUGAUAACUCCCUCUCUCUCCUCCCUAUCCCAUCUUCAUUUCACCACCACCACCUUCUGCGACGGCGCGUGACCCUCAACCGCCACUCUGGAUGGGCCAAUCACCAUCCGUUCCAACUAACUCACCCGAGUUGACUCGCCAUCCUUCUCGUUCCUUCUCCUUUACAACUCGCUUCACCUCUUCUUCCCGUAAAAAAUCAACAACACCCAUGUCAAAAACCACCACCUCUCACCCACCUUCUCCGCCGCAUCCUCCGCCACCUCCUCCGGUAACCCACGUCCCAGUUGUCAAAUCCGAAGAUGGGCCUAAUCUUGGGCCUGGGCCUGGCCCCAUCUUCCCUGACCCAACAUCAGAAAUCCCCGACGAAUGUCUGGCCCACAUCUUCCUCUCUCUGUCCUCCGGUGACCGUAAACGGUGCUCCCUUGUCUGUAAACGGUGGUUCCUCGUUGAAGGUCAAAGUCGUUGCCGUCUUUCUCUCAACGCUAACAAGGAUAUCUCGGCUCACUUGCCGUCGCUUUUCUCCCGAUUUGACUCGGUUACGAAGCUCGCUCUUCGAUGCGACCGUCGAUCCAUCAGUAUUAGCGACGACGCCCUUGUGCUAAUCUCUCUCCGGUGCCGGAACUUGACCCGCCUGAAACUCCGGGGUUGCCGCGAGCUCACCGACCUCGGAAUCGCUGCUUUUGCGCAGAACUGUAAGUCCCUUAAAAAGCUCUCUUGUGGGUCCUGCGUUUUUGGUGCUAAAGGGUUAAACGCUGUUCUUGAGCACUGCGUUUUGCUGGAAGAGAUUUCGAUUAAGCGGCUUCGUGGGAUUAACAACGAUGGUGAUUCAGAGGCUGCCGCCGAGCCCAUCGGGCCGGGCCUGGCGGCGAAGUCUUUGAAGAGUAUUUGUCUGAAGGAGCUUUAUAAUGGGCAGUUGUUUGGGCCUUUGAUUGUUGGGUCUAAAAAUCUCAAGACUUUGAAAUUGAUUCGGUGUUUGGGGGAAUGGGAUAGGGUUUUGGAAAUGAUGGCUACUGAUAAAUCUAAUUACAAUUACAAUUAUAGUAAUAAUAGUAGUGAUAAUAGUAAUUUUAAUGGGUUAGUUGAAAUUCAUCUUGAGAGGAUACAGGUUACUGAUUUUGGGCUAUCUGCUCUGUCUAAUUGUGCUAGUUUGGAGAUUCUGCAUCUUGUUAAGACACCUGAGUGUACUAAUAUAGGGAUUAUAUCGGUGGCGGAGCGGUGUAAGUUGCUGAGGAAGGUUCACAUUGAUGGGUGGAGGACUAACAAGAUUGGUGAUGAGGGUUUGAUUGUGUUAGGGAAGAAUUGUGUUAAUUUGCAAGAACUGGUGUUGAUUGGCAUUAAUCCCACGAACACGAGUUUGGAGGUGAUUGCUUCUAAUUGUCGGAAUUUGGAGAGGUUGGCGCUUUGUAGUAGUGAGACUAUUGGCGAUGCGGAGAUGGUGUGCAUUGCUACAAAAUGCUCGGCAUUGAAGAAGUUUUGCAUCAAGAGUUGCCCCAUUUCGGAUAAUGGGUUGGAGGCAUUGGCUUGGGGGUGCCCCAACUUGGUGAAGAUUAAGGUUAAGAAGUGUAGGGAUGUGACUCGAGAUGUUGUUGAGUGGUUAAGGGAGAAAAGGGAGGCAUUGAUUGUUAAUUUGGAUGCUGAUGAGAUCGAGGCUGUUGAUGCUAGUGCAAGUGAAGCGGGAGGAGCUCAGGAAGAUGGCGCCGAUUUUCCAGCAGUGGACACAGAUGUAACAUCUGUUCAGGCUCCUCCUAGGAGCAAUGGCCGCGGGUCUUUGUUCAGGACGAAGUUAAGCUUCUUGUUUGGUAGAAAUAUAGCAGCCUGUGCUUUGAGAAGGUGGUCAACUGGUAGCAGUAAUACCAAUGGUAAUCAAUGAACAAUUCAAGCAGCAAAGCAAUUCACAGAAAGGAAGUUUAAUUAUUUCAUUUCAUCCUUUUUUAUGGUAUUUAUAUAUGAUACAUUACAUGCUUUCUGCUUGUUUAUUUAUCUAUCUGUAGUUUCAAGAAGUUGUUCAUUCCAGUUGAAUGUUGUGAAUGUGCAGAAUUCGAAAUUGCUACAUUUAUUUAGGAGAUGUGUUUUCGAUAUUUACUUUAGAUAUAUGUUCACAUUGUUCAGUCUUACUUAUGUACUACUUUGGCCUCAUCGGCUGCCAUUUAUAUUUGCUAAAGUGCUAAGGUGCAUUUGGCACUGUCAUCUGAUUAAAA
This is a messenger RNA of Chenopodium quinoa (quinoa), 2471 nucleotides long. RefSeq names its product F-box protein SKIP2-like. Gene Ontology annotation, biological process: SCF-dependent proteasomal ubiquitin-dependent protein catabolic process. The transcript has a single exon. Gene Ontology annotation, molecular function: protein binding. The record is from RefSeq and is a predicted model, not a curated record. Lineage: Eukaryota; Viridiplantae; Streptophyta; Magnoliopsida; Caryophyllales; Amaranthaceae. The coding region runs from base 365 to 2143 and encodes 592 amino acids. Gene Ontology annotation, cellular component: SCF ubiquitin ligase complex.